This is a messenger RNA of Clupea harengus (Atlantic herring), 1525 nucleotides long. It is a transcript of the gene prtfdc1b, whose product is annotated as phosphoribosyl transferase domain containing 1b. Gene Ontology annotation, molecular function: magnesium ion binding; hypoxanthine phosphoribosyltransferase activity. Gene Ontology annotation, biological process: IMP salvage; hypoxanthine metabolic process; GMP salvage. Lineage: Eukaryota; Metazoa; Chordata; Actinopteri; Clupeiformes; Clupeidae. Gene Ontology annotation, cellular component: cytosol. The record is from RefSeq and is a predicted model, not a curated record.
AAGAACUGCCUUUCUUGGAAUAGAACCUUUCUUUCACUCUUUGUAGCGCCACUCCUCCCCACAAACUCUCUGCCCUCGACAGGCACCCUGCUUAGAGAGGACCCCCAUUCUUCGGCGCCGCGGAGGAAUGUCAAACUAGGAGGAAAACCAACAUGGCAGACGGUCGCGUAAUGAAAUCGUUGGAGAGGGAUGGUGGCAUCGUGAUCAGAGAUGAUUGGCCAGGCUACGGUUUGGAUCUGUUUACCUACCCAGAGCGCUAUUCUGGAGACCUGGAGUGUGUUUACAUUCCCCAUGGGGUUAUCAUGGACCGGACAGAAAGGUUAGCGAGGAACAUCAUGGACGACCUGGGCGACCAUGACAUUGUAGUGCUGUGUGUGCUGAAGGGGGGCUUCCAGUUCUGCGCUGACCUGCUGGAGUGCAUCAAAGCCUUGAACCGAAACUCCAACAAGUCUCUGCCCAUGAGGGUGGACUUCAUUCGCCUCAAGAGCUACCUGAAUGACCAGUCCACGCCAGACCUCCACAUAGUUGGUGGGGAAGACCUCUCUGUGCUAAACGGCAAGAAUGUCCUGAUUGUGGAGGCUAUAGUGGAUACUGGAAAGACCAUGAAGGCUCUCUUGAGUCAUGUCGAAGCCUUCAAGCCCAAAAUGAUCAAAGUGGCCGGGCUACUGGUGAAGAGGGUACCAAAUGGUUCUGGAUGCCAACCAGACUAUGUUGGCUUUGAGAUACCUAAUCGGUUUGUGGUUGGAUACGCCUUGGACUACAACGAGUACUUCAGGGAUCUCAAUCACAUUUGCGUGAUCAGCGAGAGUGGGAAGCAGAAGUAUAAGGUCUGACGGCAUUCCCUGAACCACCCUCCACAGCGAGACUCAACAAGAUCCCAAAUAGUGGUAGAUUGCACCGGUUGGAAGACACACACAGAGAGCUGCAAUCGAGGUCUGCGUCAAAGAAGAUGCUUGUUCUAUUCUCUUAGAGUUCGGUUGGUGGCACUCCUGCAGCAUAACAGAGAAAAACCACUCUGAUCAGAAUAGGCUGACUCUGAGUACAGUAAAGAGUAUGCCGGGAUAGGUCCAUUACUUCUCAUGGGACAAUUGUGCUGAAAUAUUUUAAUAAUGGUCAUAAGUAUUUUGUUAUCCCACUGAGCUGUUACUUAGAUCCAUAUGACUUCACAUAAAAACUAAGCUAUGAUAUGAUGCAUCUGAGUUCCAAGUUCAGUAGUCUGGUCUUUGGUCUAAGUUUAAAAAAAAAAAAACAUUAACUAACACCUCUCUUCAUCCCAGGAUAAUUUGUGUAACUCAGUGGCACAGCUACUACCACAGUGUACAAAAGCUUUGCUUGCUUAGGCACGUGUUACCGAACACCUCAUCCUUUCAACACCUCAUCUUUGUAUUUCCUCCAUAUUGUAUGUUUCUUCUGUAUGGAGGGACAAUUUAUCAUACACUGGAUCAUCUGCGACUUCAUUGUCAAGUUGAUGUACAUCACUGAAAGACAUAAUAAACAUUGGACUCUAUUUUCUUUUCCAUUCAAA